AUGAUUGAUCGACAGGAGCUUGGACCACUGCGGCUCAUCAUUCAUCCCUCCGUGUUUGAUUGCACAUACUAUUCUUCACUUAAACCACUUCCGAUCGACCCUGAUACCAUCACCAUGAGUGCUGCAGCCCAGGGUGACAAGGCCUCGGCCGCAUCGAACUACCCCAUCGCUAUCGAACACUACACCCAUGCCUUGAGCGAGCUACCCCGCGCUCCGGCAUACUACAUUUCGCGAUCGACUGCCUAUUCGCGCCUGAAGCCCGCAGAUGGCGGACCCAACUACCAGGCUGCGCUCAAAGAUGCCGAAAUCGCACUCCAGCUUGCCAAAGAGCGUGGAAACCGUGAGCUGAUCCUCUCCGCUCAGAUGCGCCGUGCCGUGUCGCUGUACCAGCUUGAGCGGUAUGGAGACGCAGCAUUUGUGUUCGAAAUCAUCGCAAAUAAAACCAAGAGCGAGAAAGUGCCAGAGAAUAAAUCGGAACAGGUGCAGGCUGCCAUGGGAGGUCCAGGAUCCGGUUGGGGAGGCCCCAGAAACAAUUACAGCGCCCAAUUGCCGAUUUGGACCGCCAAACUUGAACGCAAGCUAGCAGAGUUACCCAAGGACGAUCCCAAGUGCGCUGUAUCUAUUGCCGAGUUCCCAUCUUCUACCUACGUUCCGACUGGAGACGAGGUGAAGGCUCAGUGGAAGGCCCUUAAGGCUGGCAACAACGUGGGAGUGGCCGGAGCCUCUCAGCAGACUGAACCUCAGCCCUCGACGGAAUCGACCCUAUCCCCAGCGGAGGCUGCUUUAGCUUCUCAUGUUCAAAACUCAAACACCAGUGCUACGGCUACUAUUGCUCCGCAGAAGGUUCGCCAUGAGUGGUAUCAGUCACAGGACUCUGUGGUUGUGACUCUCUAUGUCAAGGGGGUCCCAAAUGACAGUGUCGCCGUCGAUCUGAAAGAAGAUUUGGUCUCGCUGCAAUUCCCCCUCCCAUCUGGCUCCGAAUACGACUUUACAGUCGACCCGCUCUAUGCAUCUAUCAAUCCCGCCGAGUCCAAGGUCUCAGUCAAGGGCACCAAGAUUGAACUCACUCUGCGAAAGCAGACAGCCGGCCAGAAAUGGAGUGCCCUCGAAGGCUCAGCCACCAAGACCACUGAGAUCACCGACCGCCCAGCCGCGCAAACGGCGCCAGCUGCCUCGGGCCCUUCAUAUCCCACCUCGUCACGCAGCGGCACCAAGGACUGGGACAAGGUCGCAUCCUCGCUCACCGAGAAGAAGCCAAAGGACAAGUCAGGAGAUGAUGGAACUGCAGCCGAUGUAUCGGAUGACGAAGGUGGCGAUGCUGUAGACGGAUUUUUCAAGAAGCUGUAUGCUGGCGCUGACCCGGAGACGCGCCGAGCUAUGAUUAAAAGCUACACUGAAAGCCAGGGAACAUCGCUGAGCACGAACUGGUCUGAGGUUGCGAAGGGGAAGGUGGAAGCUCACCCUGAAUGA
Penicillium samsonianum is the source of this 1470-nucleotide messenger RNA. RefSeq names its product co-chaperone SGT1. Lineage: Eukaryota; Fungi; Ascomycota; Eurotiomycetes; Eurotiales; Aspergillaceae. The coding region runs from base 1 to 1470 and encodes 489 amino acids. The record is from RefSeq and is a predicted model, not a curated record. Gene Ontology annotation, biological process: protein stabilization. Gene Ontology annotation, molecular function: protein-folding chaperone binding. The transcript is spliced from 2 exons.